Messenger RNA from Drosophila busckii, 2142 nucleotides. Its product is annotated as kinesin-related protein 6. Gene Ontology annotation, molecular function: DNA binding. The record is from RefSeq and is a predicted model, not a curated record. The coding region runs from base 319 to 1662 and encodes 447 amino acids. Gene Ontology annotation, cellular component: transcription regulator complex; nucleus. The transcript has 4 exons. Lineage: Eukaryota; Metazoa; Arthropoda; Insecta; Diptera; Drosophilidae. Gene Ontology annotation, biological process: regulation of transcription by RNA polymerase II.
GUUUAGUUGCUUUCGUCGCUUGAAACGUGAAACAUACGACACACAAACCGAAAACGAAAUUGAAUUUGCAACUUUAGUUUUUUAUUUAUUGUACGUUACGUCAGUUGCUGUCACCACAGCGGCGACUUUUCGCGCGGAUUUUUAUGUGUUGCUGAUAUUAAAAAAAAAAACACAAAAAAGAAAAACGGUGGAAAAAAAUAAAGCGCGCUUUUCAAAUUUUUCGUGUGGCGGAAACGAUUGUUCAAAAGUGCGAUUGUGCGAUCAAACGGAAUUUCGCAGCAAAAAGGCUGCACAACAUCAACAACCAGUGCAACGAAUAUGACCACCUCAACGCCCAACAACAGCGCCAGUGCCAACACAAAUCACAACAACAACUGCAGCACCAGCAGCAGCAACAACAAUACGAGCCAUAACAAGAGCAACAGCAACAACAACACACAUUUGGAAGGCGGCGACACAGAGAGUGGUGUCACUGCAUUAGCUUUGUACAACUUAAACAGUCCCAGUGGAGCAACUGCAUCCAUAGGAUCAACAAAUCGUGUCAUGCAAGCGGACGAAGAUUUCAACAUACGUUUCGUUAAUUUGGUGCGCACGCAUCGCUGUCUUUAUGAUAAGAAAGUGCCCGAGUAUCGCAACAGAGACAACCAGGAGAAAGCUUGGGCGCUUAUAUCCAAGGAAACUCGUGAGAGUGUUAUACACUGCAAGGAGCGAUGGCGAAAUCUGCGCGCAUGCCUUUCACGUUAUAUCAAACAGCAAAGCGGCUCGGAGCCGCAGCACAAACCUUAUUAUCUGACCGAGCACAUGGCAUUUCUGUUGCCGUUUCUCAAGUCCACACGAAAUUCACUGGAGGGCAACAAUAGCCUGGCAACUCUCUAUCAGUUCUCGCAGCAUUUGCAGCUGCAGCAACAGCAGCAGCAACAUCAGCAGGAUCAUUUGUAUUGCAGCAGCGCCAACAAUAAUAAUAAUAACAACAAUGGCCUGGAUGAAUCGCUGGAGCUAAAACAGUCAUUGUCAGAGAACGAUGAUGAGGAGACUAUAGAUGCAUUUGAUCCUGCCAUUGCGGCCACACUGGGCUUGCAACACGCGGCGCCUGCAAGUGGAGUGGCGCCUGGCUCGCCGGCGCAUAGUGAAACAGCCAGCGCUAGUCUGGAAAACUUUAUACCCGAUGUACAACUGGCUGAGUCUGGUCAGGAUUUGAUUUAUAACGAUGCGGCAUCAACGCCGCUGCAUCAUCAGACGCCACAUUCCCACGCAUUGCACAAUCAUCUUCAUCAGCAGCAGCAGCAGCAGACUUCGACGCACUUUGAACCCAACAGCGCCAAACGCAUCAAAACGGAAUGUGAGCCCAGCACAAACAGCAAUGGAAUGGCCUACUUUGGUGGACUCAGUGUGACGGAGCAUACAGAUAUGGAGUUCUUUCGCAGCAUAUUGCCAGAUCUUGCAGCACUAACGCCGCAGCAACGUCGCAAAUUCAAAAUUGGCAUACUCGAGUUGAUAGACGAUGUGGUAGAGCGUUAUCCAACGCAGGAGCAUUGCAAUGUCAACGGCAACGGCAACGGCAUGUUGAAUGGCAGUGUGGGCAGCAGCAAUGGCAAUGUCAGCUUGGCCAGCACUGGUGUAAGGCCACAUCGUUCCAAUUCUGCAAGGGAUUGGCGCAAGUAAAAUACUACAAGUCAUAAGUUUGAGCUGUUAGUGCUCAAGAGCUGAGUGGGUAGCAGCUGCUACGAUAUGCCAAAAAUAAUAUAAUUAUGUUAACUGAGCAACGUUAUUUAAAAUAUGUUGCUAAAACUAAAAUAUUAAUUGGUUAAAUAGAUAACACUAAAUCCUUCUAACUUCUUCCAGCUUGCAACGCCCCCCGCAGCUCUUGACACUUUUCUAGUUCCCAAAGUCCAUAUGUUGUGUGCUCAAUGUGUUAGCACUAUAACUUAAGUUACUAUCGAAACCUAAAGCUACUUGUUGUGUUUUAUUUUAUAUAUACAUACGUACCUAGCUGUAAGUCGCUUUGUAUAUAGACAUACAAUACGUGUUCAAUAAGUUUAGCUAUUAAAAUAUACAUGUACAAACAGAACGUUGCAAAUUAGCUAAUGUUAGAGCAUUGCCCAAACAGUCGUGUCAAAUAAACAAUUGAAUGUAUGAAAAUAU